CACUACUAUAUAACAAAUAAUUUGAGCAGUUAGCAAUUUCGUUAAAGGGGCUGACUCUGGUUUGGGGAGCUGAUGAUAACAUGGUUACCAUGGUUACUGACUUUACAAGUUAUAACAGUUCACUCUGUCACCCAACCUAACAUUGUAAUAAUGGUCGCUGAUGAUCUAGGUUGGGGGGAUGUGCCAUGGCACGACGCUUUAACGAUAGCCCCGACACUUAACUCCCUGGCAGAAACAGGGAUUAUACUGGACAGGCACUACGUUCAAUCCACUUGUACUCCUACGAGGGCAGCCCUGAUGACUGGGAAAUAUCCAAGCAGACUGGGACUCAACCAUGGCAACAUUUACUCUAACGAACCGUAUGGUCUCAUGGCAAACGAAACAUUAAUCCCUAACUACAUGAGUGAGCUAGGGUACUCUUGCCAUGCUGUAGGAAAGUGGCACCUAGGUUUUUGUUCCUGGGACCUGACUCCUGUUAAACGAGGGUUCGAUUCGUUCUACGGGUUCUACAAUGGACAAGAAAGUUAUUACAAUAAGACUACUCACAAUGGUUUCGAUUUCAGGUUGGAUACUCCUGGAGAUAAUGGAACUGUUAAUAGUGAGGUUCUUUGGUCUGCUAAAAGCACUUACUCUACUAUACUUUACGCUAACCGAGCUGCAAAGGUAGUACAUGACCACAAUCAAAGCAAACCUCUGUUUCUAUACCUGGCUAUGCAGAGCGUUCAUGGACCUAACGAAUUUCUUGAGAAACACUAUCAGAUGUACAAAGGAAUAGAGCUUAACUGUAAAAGAAGAAGGUUUCUAUCAAUGGUAACUGCUAUGGACGAUGCUGCUGAGGUGGUGGUGAAAGCUUUAAAACAGUCUGGAAUGUGGGAAAAUACGAUAUUUAUCUUCUUCAGUGACAACGGGGGAGCAGUGGGAAGUAAAGGAAUUGGUCAGGUGAACUACCCACUGAGAGGAGGUAAAGCCUCCUACUGGGAGGGAGGGAUCAGAUCUAGCUCCUUCAUCCACUCUCCCUUGAUUCCAGUUGGAUUGUAUAACAGGGAGAUGCUCCAUAUUACAGACUGGUUACCCACUCUUACCCACUUGGCUGCAUGUGGUCCAGAACCCACCAACCAUGAGUGUACAGGUCCUGACUUGGGAGACAUUGAUGGAGUUAACCAGUGGGAUGCGAUAAUUGGGGCAGCAAAGAGUAACAGAGCAGAGUUUCUUGUAAACAUCGACCCUAUUUCUAAGAACUCUGCUCUAAGAUGGGGACCUUGGAAGCUAUAUCACGGUAACCCCGGUAUAAGUGGAUGGAAACCUCCUCCCAGAGUUAACCGGGAUCUUUACGAAGACCAGAAUUAUCAGUACUACUUUCAAGGACCUCAUUCUAUUAUGCUGUUUGACGUUGAGGCAGACCCGGCAGAAAAAAAUGAAGUAUCAGAAGCUAAUCCCGAUAUUGCGACAACAAUGUUGAAGAGACUGAACUUUUAUCAAAACAGGACAAUCCCACCAAGGAAGCUUAAUAAAGAUCCAGCCUCGCACCCUGCCCUGUUCGGUGGAGUCUGGACCCCCUGGCUUGGAUCUUGCUAGUUCCUUUUAAUAUCUGCUCAUGUUAGUCGGUUCUGCACACACAUGUCAUUUUUAUAAGACUAUAACGAUGUAGAUUGUAGUUAUUAAUUAUUAUGAAGAUUUCAUCC
Bolinopsis microptera is the source of this 1682-nucleotide messenger RNA. RefSeq names its product arylsulfatase J-like. Bases 73 to 1575 code for a protein of 500 amino acids. NCBI's taxonomy places the organism in Eukaryota, Metazoa, Ctenophora, Tentaculata, Lobata, Bolinopsidae. The record is from RefSeq and is a predicted model, not a curated record. The transcript is spliced from 14 exons.